AUGUCCGGCGACUCCGCGUCGCCUCCCGCGUCGGCUCCCGGAUCGGCUCCUUCCCUAUUGUCCCUCACACAUUCUAAUACCACACGCUUCACGCAAAUACCACCCCAAUGCGACGCUACCACACAUUCCCCUCAAGACGGGCCCGGCACCCCACCACCACCGCGACUAGCGCGACUUCUCGCGCGGGGUGCUGCCAUUGGAGCCGUGGCCCUCGUUUUGCUCGUCGGCAUCCUUGCCACGUGUCAUGCUGUGGGAAGCGAGUCCCACCGCUACUACCCGGCGCGCUCGCCCGUGUCGCCGAGCUUUUCGCGUAGGUCGCUGGCAGCAGGAGGAGGCGGUGCCGCGUCUGGUUCGGGCGGGAAGUUAACUCCGGGAUUUGUGGCGAAUAUCACGGCGGGAGUGAAGGUGGUGAUUGCGAGGGUGUACGCGAUAAAGAAGGGCCGCGCUAAAACGAAGAUGACGGAUUCCUGCGCCAACGACUGCGUUUCUCUGAUGGCCACCGCAUUGGAUCAACUAGCCCACGUGUCAACGGCGCUCAAGACACACAGCGGCACGAGUGACGUGCCAUACUCACUGACAGCGGCACAGGACCAGGUGACCACGUGCCUGGACGGCUUUCGCGAGUUCUCCCCGUCAACGCUCACCACGCCAGCAGGGAAAUCGCUGCAGGCACAAGGAAGACAAGUCAAGAAAUCUCUGGACAGGGCAAUCAAAUUGUCGCUUCACCCUGCAUGA
This is a messenger RNA of Closterium sp. Yama58-4, 735 nucleotides long. The record is from the annotation of a GenBank genome assembly. Lineage: Eukaryota; Viridiplantae; Streptophyta; Zygnematophyceae; Desmidiales; Closteriaceae.